UUGAAGAAACUUUUGAUCACAAAAAUCCAUCAAAAUAGAAACUGCGAGAAAAUUCACAAGAAAACCUCAACAGAAAAUAAAUAAAAAUAAAAAAUAAAAACCAAGAUAAAUUCGUUAAAUUCGAAUCUUUUCGGAUUAAACAACAUUCAGCUCUGUAAAACGUUGAAUUUCAACCAGUUUUCGUUAGAUAAGAAGAAGAAAAAUAUUAGAAGAAGAAGAAGAGAAACAUGGUGGCCGAAGCAGAGGUUGUGUGUCAACAAAGCGUAGGUGUGUUAGAUGUGAAAUAUUUUCCAAAUAAAGGAAGCAAUAUUCACGAGAUCGGUGAUUCAGAUUCUAUUUCGCCUUCAAGUUUUGACCGAGUUCGUGUUUCUGAAUCAGUUUCCGCUGAGUUACUCACUUCAAAAGAAGUUGGUUUUCUAAGACAUACCUUUUCGCAAUUUCUUCUUUCUCGUGAUGUUGUGUUGUUGGAGAAUAUAUAUGCUAAUAGGGACGUUAAGACUGCAGAAAUAAUAUCAGAAGCUCUUGAAUCUGCGGUUCUGCAAUUUGUCCCCUGCAUCCGUUCUGGUAGUUUUGCUGAUAUUGGGCCACGUAGAUACAUGGAAGAUGAACACAUAAGGAUAGAUGAUUUGUCUUCUCAUCUGGGAUCCCAAUAUAAUUUUCCUAAGCCAAGUGCCUUUUAUGGGGUGUUUGAUGGUCAUGGAGGACCUGAAGCUGCAGCUUAUAUAAGAAAAAAUGUUAUAAAAUUCUUCUUUGAGGAUGCUAGUUUCCCUCAGAUAUCUGAAGUUGAUAAUGUAUUUUUACAAGAGUUAGAGAAUUCACUCAGAAAGGCUUUUCUUUUGGCCGACUCAGCUUUGGCUGAUGAUUGCAGUGUCAACACUUCAUCAGGAACCACAGCUCUUACUGCUCUGAUAUUUGGAAGACUUCUAAUGGUGGCCAAUGCUGGUGACUGCCGAGCAGUUCUAAGUCGUAAAGGAGAGGCCAUCGACAUGUCUCAAGAUCACAGACCUAUCUAUCCAUUAGAACGGAGGCGAGUUGAAGAAUUGGGCGGCUACGUAGAGGAUGGUUAUCUUAAUGGUGUUUUAUCAGUUACAAGAGCACUAGGGGACUGGGACAUGAAGUUACCUAGAGGUACUCCCUCACCUUUGAUAGCAGAGCCUGAGUUCCACCAAGUAGUUCUAACAGAGGAUGACGAAUUCCUCAUCAUAGGAUGUGAUGGUAUUUGGGAUGUGAUGUCGAGUCAACAUGCUGUUAGCCUUGUUCGUAAAGGUUUGAGGAGGCAUGAUGACCCAGAGAAAUGCGCGAGGGACCUUGUUAUGGAGGCAUUACGCCUCAACACAUUUGACAAUCUCACGGUCAUCAUUGUAUGCCUUUCUUCGCUUGACAAUGGGGAGGCAGAGUCAUCACCACCUCCCCAGCGGAAAUUGAGAUGUUGUAGCCUCUCUGCAGAGGCUCUUUGUAGCUUGAGAAGCUUGUUGGAAGGCAGUGCCAACAACUGAAUGUAUAUAUAGAGUUCAUCAAAUAAAGUGUUGUGGUUUCGUAUGCUGUUUUUGACUGCUUCAGUUUAGGCGUAGGAAAAAGCAGCGAUCAUUUUUUUUCACGUUGUCAGCUGAUGUACAUAGCCCAGGGUUAGAGGAUGGUGGUGUACAUAUGUAAUAUUUUACAUUAUUUUGUACUAGUCAUUUUUUUCCACUAUGACCGCCACAUUCAUAUCACAUUCUUGUGUGUCAAUAAAUUUUUUGUUUUGAAUA
This is a messenger RNA of Cicer arietinum (chickpea), 1748 nucleotides long. The record is from RefSeq and is a predicted model, not a curated record. NCBI's taxonomy places the organism in Eukaryota, Viridiplantae, Streptophyta, Magnoliopsida, Fabales, Fabaceae.